AUGGCCCCGGACGGCGGCACCGACUGGCUCCUGGCGCUGCUCGCCGAGAUCCAGCUGGAGCAGUUUUACCACAAGAUCCGGGACGAGUUACACGUCACCCGCCUGGGCCACUUCGACUACGUCAAACCCGCCGACCUCGACCACAUCGGCAUGGGACGCCCCGGUCAGCGGCGGCUGGAAGACGCCAUCAAGCGCAGGAAGCAGCAGGGGCCGCGUCCCAAGUCCUGGGUUUAUAAGGUUUGGAUUCACCCCCUCCCCUAUUGCCACAGGAACCCUGGACCGAGGAGCCGGGGGAGGGGCCCUCCCGCCCCCCCACCUCCCCACCCGGACUCGGACCCCCCCCUGAAAUGCCUAAUCAGCGAAUGGGACCUGCGCCUGCGGGAGCGGCUGGGCGACGGCUGCUUCGGGGUGGUGCACCGGGGGGAGUGGACCCCGCCCGGCGGGGGCACCCUCUCCGUGGCAGUGAAAUCCCUCCGCUCUGACGUCAGCACCGACCCCCUCGCGCUGGUUGAUUUCCUCAACGAGGUGAACGCCAUGAGCGGCCUGGACCAUCCCCACCUCCUGCGGCUCCACGGGGUCGUCCUCAGCCAGCCCCUCAAGAUGGUGACGGAGCUGGCCCCGCUGGGCUCCCUGUACGACCAGCUGUGCCCGCCCUUCCCCCUGCACCGGCUCUGGCUCUACGCCGUUCAGGUGGCCCAGGGCAUGGCUUACCUGGAGUCCAAACUCUUUAUCCACCGUGACCUGGCCGCCCGCAACGUCCUGCUGGCCUCUGAGGAGCACGCCAAGAUCGGUGACUUCGGCCUCAUGCGGGCGCUCUCGAGCAAGGGGGACCGGUACAUCAUGUCCGCCCACCGCAAAAUCCCCUUUGCCUGGUGCGCCCCCGAGAGCCUGCGCUCCGGCGUCUUCUCCCACGCGUCCGACGUGUGGAUGUUCGGGGUCACCCUCUGGGAGAUGUUCUCCUACGGCGAGGAGCCCUGGAUGGGGCGCUCGGGGCGCCAGAUCAUGCUGUCGGUGGAGCGGGAGGGGGCGCGGCUGGAGCGCCCCGAGGACUGUCCCCGCGGCCUGUACGGGCUGCAGCGGCGCUGCUGGGCCCCCAACCCCGAGGAGAGACCCCACUUCCGGGACAUCGUCGGCCUGCUGCACGAGCUCCGUCCCCGGGAGGUGCGAGCCUCUCAGGACUUGAAUGAACCGGGGUGGCUGAGACUGGAAACCAACGAUCUCAUCACGGUGAUUGAGGGCAGCCCUGAGUCCUCGACCUGGCGGGGCCAGAACAGGCGGACUCUGCGGGUCGGGAUCUUCCCGGCGUCGGUGGUGAGCCCGGAGGAAUCGCCCACUGCUGGGGUGCCCCGGAUCAGCCUCCCCAUCCGCAACAGCUUCCAGCACGUAGGGCACGGCGACCUGGACCCCGGCCGCAGCUGGGGAGCCCCUGACUGCAUCGAGGAGCCGCAGGGGAAGCCCCGGGACCCUAAAGAGCCAGGCGGGAUCAAGCCGGGGAGCCAGCAGCUUCUCCGGCUGACGCGUCUCUCUAAGAGUCUGGACUCAGUGUCGGAUUUCAGCGUCCUUCGGGCGAAACCCAGGCGUCCGGGUGACAAUCUUGCCUUCCUGCCUCGUCACUUCGGCCACCCACCGUCUCGCCCGCCAGGGGAAAUGGGGCUGCAGCCCCUGGAGACACCUUCGAAGUCACGGCCUGCCCCUCGGCCCUGCCUACCCCGCAGGAUCGAUGCUCCACUCCAGCAACCUGGGGCCAGGGACAGGAGGGAGACAGGGGGCACCAGGGCCUCUGGGGGGGCCCACAGGGCUGCAGUGGGGGUCAUGGGGCCCCCAUGUGGGGGGCAGAAAGGCAACAGUGACAUGGAGUGGAAAAUCAAAGAGGUGGAGGAGAAGGUCCACGGGGUGACGGUGGAGGAGUGUCGCGAGGCGCUGAGGCUGCACGGCUGGGACACCCAGAGAGCCAUCGAGACGCUGAAGGUGGCAGUUGACCAGCUGUUCCACAUCAGCCCACACUCCCGGGUCGAGUGCCGGCGCAUCCUGGAGAAGCAUCGCUGGAACCUGGCCAUGGCCUCGCGCUACGUCCUGAGCCGUGGCCUCCGGGCCUGA
This is a messenger RNA of Emys orbicularis (European pond turtle), 2097 nucleotides long. It is a transcript of the gene TNK1, whose product is annotated as tyrosine kinase non receptor 1. Bases 1 to 2097 code for a protein of 698 amino acids. Gene Ontology annotation, biological process: protein phosphorylation. The transcript has 13 exons. NCBI's taxonomy places the organism in Eukaryota, Metazoa, Chordata, Testudines, Emydidae. Gene Ontology annotation, molecular function: protein binding; ATP binding; protein tyrosine kinase activity. The record is from RefSeq and is a predicted model, not a curated record.